AUAAGCUCUACGCUCUCCGCUCAAUAUCAAGCAUCUGCGUGUGGUUAGACUUGCCCUCUUCGCGCCUAGCAGACAGUUCCAACUGUCUCCCUGGCGUUAGCCUGUCAAGCGAUAUGCGUCGCAGCAGCCAGACUCCUGGGAACGUCUCGACCUCAGCGGUUCAUCCUUUGCCAACCCAGCCAUCUAGCUUUUGGACGCGCAAAGAAGACCAAGCCGUUGUGCGAAAUCGUAGAGGAAAUGUGUUGACAAGGGGCUUGAUUCUCAAGACCGAUCACUUUGCUGGAACUCGGCCUGCGCAUCUUUCGAUCCACUUGCAAGGAGCACCGAAUUUUCGAAAAGCGAACGUCGAUCUAGGAGUGUAUGGAGUAGCCCAACCAAGCAUCACUGGCCUCAAGACCAUCCUCUCAGUAUUGGGCUGUCAACCGGAGGGUAGCACAGAUGGAGAAAAACUGUCAGCCGGGGAUACUCUCCAUCUUGUGCAGCUCUCUCCCUCUCCAGCCCCUUCUCCAAAUCCAUUGAAUUCUCCUUUCAAGGGUCUAUCAACAUCGUCUGCAGGAGAUGAUGGGGGAGUUGCUUCUGGAUUGUCGGUGCGUGAUAAGUGCGUGUGGGUAUGUACCAGAGAGGAGCCAGUCAUCUACAUCUGCGGGCGGCCUUUUGUUCUGCGCGAUGCAGACACCCCGACAAUGACGCUUGGCAUGUCGGAUCGUGCUUCUAAUUUGGAAGGCAUUGAAUCAAGACUCAAAGAUGAUAUUUUGAACGAGGCUUCAAAGCACAACAACCUGCUACUCGUGCACGAGGAAGAUCGCGGUGGCAAUGUGAUCCCAACCUGGAUCUGCGUCAGCUCUGAUGCUGUCAUGACGGUCAAGGAGGUAUAUAGAGCUAUCAUAAAAGCAGGCUGGAAAGUAGAGUACCAUAGAGUACCGAUCUCGGAGACCCAGGCCAUCGAGAACAACUACCUUGACGCCUAUGCGCAAAUCAUUAAGAGAGUCGACCCUCGGACAACUUCCAUCGUCGCCAAUUGCGGCGCUGGCUUCAACCGGACAACCUUUGCAAUGGUCGCAGCUCUCCUGAUCAGACGCAAGCAGCUCUUGCUUCUAGAUCGUCCAGAUCCAUUCCAAGAGGCCUCCUUCGUUCGAAGUACCUUGUUGACAGGAGCUUCGUCGGCAAAUUAUCCGGUGCCAACGACCGCAGUGGCUAAAUCCAUGGAAGCAGUCACCCAGCAACAAGCUCAGAGUCGCGCACUGCUCCGCCUGAUCAAAACACUAGGCGAAGCCUUCUCGCGCGAAGCGUCCCAAUCCGUUACCGAGCUCCUGCUAAUGGAUCCUGUCUUGACGGACAGCCUACGAGCAGCCGGCACCGGAGACUUUGGGAUCAUCCGCCAACUUUCUGGGCUCCUUGACGAAGGUCUAGAAAGCAAAGCAUUGGUCGACACGGCUGUUGACGCCUGUUCGCAGGUGACUAACUUGCGCGAGGCUAUCUUGAUCGAGCGUGUACAGUAUGCAGCUCAGUCAGGCCGGUUGGACCCGGAAGGGAAGACGAGCCGAUCUCAUCUUCAGAAAGCCUUGAGGGCACUGGAAAGGUAUUAUUUCCUCGUCGCCUUUGCGUCCUACGUAAACGCUAGCAAGACUGCAGUGUUUGAUCACCGCUUCGUUGUGUGGCUGAAGGCUCGAGGAGAGAUCUGGAACAGCAUUCUUCGAAUCCGCUCACAAACCAUGCAGCUCUACCUCUUCGAUCCCAUCUCUGAUCUCUCUUCCCUGAGCAAAGCUCUGACUGGUCAGUCUAUAACAAUCUCGAGCCUGCAAGAUCGGCCCGCUCAGGGCGAAAUUGGAGACGAAUUUGCGGAGCACAUCAUCCGCAACAGGGCGGGUAUUGUCCUUCGGCCCAUGACAUUAUUGAAGUGCGAUAUCUGGCGACGAUUCGCUGAGCUCAAUGCCGGCCUGGAGGUCCGAGGCACCGUCAACUUCCGCUGCAUCGAGGGAACAGAGAUCUAUGCGACGGGCCAACCAACUGACGAAGGGAUCAACAAUGUAAUCAUGAAUGUGACGGAGCGCGGCGGUAGAUCGGUCUCGCAAGUGACGUGGCUCAACCUCCGUGAAGAACCCUUAGUCUACAUCAACGGAAAACCUUACUGCCUGCGACCGAGCGGCAUGUCCUUGCGCAAUUCCAAAGCUUUCAGUGGGAUCUCUUGGACCAGGCUUCAGCUUCUCGAGGACCGUCUGAAGGGAGACAUUCUGGCCGAGCUUACAAAUGGUGACAACAGGGUUUUGCUGCACACCGAGACAGAAGAUGGCGCUGUCGUUCCGGUGUGGGAGGAGGUAGAGGCGCAAGACGUGCAGACUGUCUCGGAGGUAAUGGGCGGCAAAGCUCGUGAUCUUGCUUCCAGUGGCAUCAAACUUGAUUAUCGGAGAAUUCCCAUCACAGCAGAGAAGAUGCCAGACUCGAGCGAUAUGACCGACCUCUUGUCCGUUGUGCUGCAGGCUAAAGCGGAUAAUUCACCCAUCAUUCUUAACGACCAAUUGGGCCGAGGUCGUAGCACGCUCACAGCAAUCAUUGUUCUUUUGGUUUCGCAGUGGAUUGACGAUUCUGAUGCGACAGUCGAUGCGAGUCCAUCAGGAACAGGAGCAGCAGCCAAGGCGGAAGACCGAGCAACCUUGCAUUACCACAUCAUCAAUUCCGUCUUGCGCGUCUUGCCGAAAGGCUUGGAAGUCAAGAGACGAGUGGACCGUGCAAUCGAUGCAUGCUCCCAGAUCCUGAACUUGCGCGACUCGAUCGAAGAAGCUCGCCUGGCAGCAGAAGACUUGGACGACAAGGACGCCAGGGAUGCCAAGCUCUCAGGCGGGCUGCAAAACCUGCGUCGAUAUUUCGAGCUCAUGAUCUUCCAAGCCUACCUCAUGUCCACCGUACCAAGCAUUCCGGUCUCUUCGACUUUCGAGCGAUUUGUCACCAGGCAACCGGUGUUCAAGACUCUCGCUAAAGACUUUGAAAAUGAGCCAUUGACGACCAUUACGCCCCUUCAGAGCGGAGUCAAGGAGGGGUUGGCAUCCGAAAGCGAAGAGCAGGAGGUCAUCAGCAAUCGGAAUGGCUCCAUUCUCAGUCCUUUUACCAUGCUCAAGUCAGACUUCUUCCCUGGUAUCCUCAAGAAGAGCUUGCCCGUCCACAUCGACGGCAUGCCAAAUAUGCGCGGCGUUCCCAUGCAGCUGCUCGCUUCUGCAUCCUUAUCCUCAUCGAUCAAUCUGGAGUCGUUUAGCGCGCGCGAAGUCUGGGGUACCGGAAUGCCCACCCUUACAGGUCUGCGGCUUGGGUUGCAGAAGAUGGGCGCUGCGCCCGAUGGACCCUCCCGCGUAGUUUGGACAUCCUUGCGCGAGGAGCCGGUCCUAUACGUGAAGGGACGACCCCACGUCCUACGCCUUGCGGACCAACCUCUGACGAACGUCGAAGCUACUGGUAUUACAACUGAGGUUGUUGAACAAAUGGAGCGCGCCUUGAAAGCAGAUGUGAUCAAUGAAGCCCGUGCACGAGAGAACAGAGUUCUACUACAUGACGAGAUCGACCUCGCUGCUGGACGGUACGAGCUUGUGCCGGUCUGGGAGCACGUCGCGGAUGAAGAUGUGCUAACUCCGAGAGAGGUCUAUGAGACGGUAGUGCGCGAAGGCUACAAGGUGGACUACGCACGUCUAGCAGUCACAGAUGAGCAAGCGCCGCGAGCGACCGUUUUCUCCAUGCUAGAGAACCGCAUUCAUCUGGCCCUCCGCACCGGAUCUAUCCCCGUCUUUAAUUGCCAGAUGGGUCGAGGAAGGACCUCUGUUUCGAUGAUCAUCGCGUCGCUCGUGACGACCAUUUCCAUUGGGGCCGAAGAUCUCUUAUCUGGCUCUCUGGUCGCAUCGAUCACAAUCGACGCCAAUGGAGGCGACAUCGCCGACGAGUGGGACGAGCAGUAUUUGAUCAAGGGCGAAUACCGUAGUAUUCUACAGCUCGUUGGUGUGCUAACGCAUGGACAGCUGGCCAAAAAGCUGGCCGACAGGGCAAUAGACCUCAUGGAGGCUGUCCAAAAUCUGCGCAAGGCCGUCUAUGAUGCGAAGCUGCGCCUCAACACCGCAGAGGCGGGGACAAGCAAGUGGCGCUCGCUUCAUCGGGUCUAUGCGAACUAUCUGCAGCGUUACGGCUAUCUGAUCGCUUUUGCCGACUACCUCCUGGAAAAAUCUCAGCAUUUCAGCUCGGAUAGCACGAGCGAUGGAGCUGACAUCGAUGCGUCAACUGUCGGAUCCGAGGUGCUUGAUUCGCAAACCCCUUCUGAUUCACAAGUCCUUUCCGGCUUUCCUACGUUCGUCAAGUGGCUGCAGCUUCGUCCGGAGAUUGGCCGCAUACUCGAUAACGUUCAAGAUCUCCAAUAAGUGGCAUCUUGCGGCCAGACGUUCGUGCAGAUGAGUUGCGCCUAAAACCAGCUCUCAAAGGGGAGUGCAAGCGGUCAGGCAGGGAGACUGCUUGACGAGAGUAUGGGCGUUCACUGCCUCUUGCAUCGCUGCGAGACGACUAUUAUGCUACAUAGAUGACCCUCGGUCCUCACUCCUCAUCGAGCUCUGCAUCGUUAUCUCCCCCUUCAUCCCCCUUAUCGUGCGCUGCCUCAAAAGUUGCGGGGGACGCCUCGGACAUCUCUUUCCAGGCGUCUUCGAUACGAGCUGCGGCUCGCAGCCCAACUACAGCCUUGGCAUCUCUGACAGCCGUGUCGAGAGCGUUCAUAGCCUUCUGUACAUCCUGCCUAUCCCGCAAUAGAUGCUGCAGCCACGUG
Messenger RNA from Tilletiaria anomala UBC 951, 4786 nucleotides. RefSeq lists its product as uncharacterized. The transcript is spliced from 7 exons. Bases 114 to 4391 code for a protein of 1425 amino acids. Lineage: Eukaryota; Fungi; Basidiomycota; Exobasidiomycetes; Georgefischeriales; Tilletiariaceae. The record is from RefSeq and is a predicted model, not a curated record.